AGAAUUUCAGCUCCAGCUCCCGGGACAGCUCCGGUCCUCGAUUUCUUUACCUGUAAAAUGGGGUGAGCACAACAGGGCUACCUGACAGGGUAAGAGCGCAGCUGUGCUUACUGGUCAUUGCUGACUCUGCUGAUCCCUGGCCAAGAAAAUAGCCAUCCAGUGGCUGGCUCUGGGCCUGUCCUCCAGAUCUGCCCCCUUGCCCCCCAUUCCACCAACCCUGGGCAACUACAGGCACCAAUGGUAGCAUGUGGGAGGGGUGGGAGCCUGCCCAGCCCUGUCCUCCAAAUGGUGCUGGAAGCAGGCCCUGGCCGCCUCCCAAGGAGAGCGCUGAGAAGGUCGGCCAAAGCAAGGCAGAAAACAAGCUGGGGUGGGGUGGGCAGGGGGGCAAAGGAGGGGGAGCUUGGAAGGAGGGAUCCAAGGCGGUGGCCUGCAUGGGCACAGCACAGGCAGAGCCGGGCCCAGGAGUCUGCAGAAAUAGUGGUUCCGGAGGGCCCCCACUCUCAGGCUAGGUUUGGAGUCCUCUGUCUUGGCCUCAUCGACCCUGCCUCAGCUUCUGGGAACCCACGAGGAAGCGGCUAAGACUGAGGGUCUGUGCACCGCUCCAGGAUGCAAGCUCCCGGUGCAGGCUCGGCCUCCGUGGUCUCGCUCGUGCUGCUGUGGCUGUUGGGGCUGCCGUGGACCUGGAGCGCAGCGGCGGCGCUCGGCGUGUACGUGGGCGGUGGCGGCUGGCGUUUCCUGCGCAUCGUCUGCAAGACCGCAAGGCGGGACCUCUUUGGCCUCUUCGUGCUGAUCCGUGUCCGUCUGGAGCUGCGGAGGCACCAGCGCGCCCGCCACACCAUCCCGCGGAUCUUCCAGGUGGUGGCCCGGCGGCAGCCGGAUCGCCUGGCACUGGUGGACGCAGGCAGUGAUGUGUGCUGGACCUUCGCGCAGCUGGAUGCCUACUCCAAUGCUGUGGCCAACCUUUUCUGCCAGCUGGGCUUUGCAUCAGGUGACGUGGUGGCCAUCUUCUUGGAGGGCCGGCCGGAGUUCGUGGGGCUCUGGCUGGGCCUGGCCAAGGUGGGCGUGGAAGCCGCUCUGCUCAAUGUUAACCUACGGCGCGAGCCCCUGGCCUUCUGCCUGGGCACCUCGGGGGCCAAGGCCCUCAUCUUCGGAGGGGAGCUGGCGGCAGCGGUGGCCGAGGUGAGCGGACAGCUGGGGAAGAGCCUGGUCAAGUUCUGCUCUGGAGAACUGGGGCCUGAGGGCAUCUUGCCAGACACCCAGCUCCUGGACCCAUUGCUGAAGGAGGCCUCCACAGCCCCCCUGGCACAGCCCCCUGACAAGGGCAUGGAUGAUCGACUCUUCUAUAUCUACACCUCGGGGACCACAGGGCUGCCCAAGGCUGCCAUUGUAGUGCACAGCAGGUACUACCGCAUCGCAGCCUUCGGCCACCACGCCUACAGCAUGCAGGUGGCAGACGUGCUCUAUGACUGCCUGCCCCUGUACCACACGGCAGGGAACAUCAUGGGCGUGGGGCAGUGUCUCAUCUACGGGCUGACGGUGGUCCUCCGCAAGAAGUUCUCCGCCAGCCGCUUCUGGGAUGACUGCGUCAAGUACAACUGCACGCUCGAAACGGCUUCAUUCAGACUCCGGAGUCAGGCUGCCCAGCUUCAAAUCAAGCUCUGCUGUUUAUCAGCUUUGGUCCAGGUGGUCCAGUACAUCGGGGAGAUCUGCCGCUACCUGCUGAAGCAGCCGGUGCGUGAGGCGGAGGGGCGGCACCGCGUGCGCCUGGCGGUGGGCAAUGGGCUGCGGCCCAACAUCUGGGAGGAGUUCACCGAGCGCUUCGGUGUGCGCCAGAUCGGCGAGUUCUACGGAGCCACUGAAUGCAACUGCAGUAUAGCCAACAUGGAUGGCAAGGUUGGCUCCUGUGGCUUUAACAGCCGUAUCUUACCCCAUGUGUACCCCAUCCGGCUGGUGAAGGUCAAUGAGGACACCAUGGAACUACUGCGGGAUGCCCAGGGCCUCUGUAUCCCAUGUCAGGCCGGGGAGCCCGGCCUCCUUGUGGGCCAGAUCAACCAGCAGGACCCACUGCGUCGCUUCGAUGGCUACAUCAGCGAGAGUGCCACCAGCAAGAAGAUUGCCCACAGUGUCUUCCGCAAGGGCGACAGUGCCUACCUCUCAGGUGACGUGCUGGUGAUGGAUGAGCUGGGCUACAUGUACUUCCGGGACCGUGGCGGGGACACCUUCCGCUGGCGUGGAGAGAAUGUUUCCACUACAGAGGUGGAGAGUGUGCUGAGCCGCCUGCUGGGCCAGACAGAUGUGGCUGUGUAUGGGGUGGCUGUGCCAGGAGUGGAGGGAAAAGCAGGCAUGGCAGCCAUCGCAGACCCCCACGGCCAGCUGAGCCCCAAUGCACUGUACCAAGAGCUGCAGAAGGUUCUGGCGCCAUAUGCCCGGCCCAUCUUCCUACGCCUCCUGCCCCAGGUGGACACCACAGGCACCUUCAAGAUCCAGAAGACUCGACUGCAGCACGAGGGCUUCGACCCACGCCAGACCUCGGACAGGCUCUUCUUCCUGGACCUGAAGCAGGGCCACUACCUGCCGCUGGACCAGGGUGUCUACACCCGCAUCUGCUCGGGUGCCUUUGCCCUCUGAUGCUCCUCCUCUGCUUGCUAGAGGCUGCCAGCUGGGCCUUGCCCGUGAGGCAAGCUUGAGCCAGACAGCCCUGCCUGCGGAGGGGCUGGUCCAGAUGCUCCAGGUGGGGCCAUCCUGGUGCCGCGCAGCUGGGUCCCAGCAGGAGCCCCCGGCUCUCCUCUAUCUUCGCUUUCCUCUUUUCUCCUCUAGGCUCUCUCCUGCCUGAAUUCUGGCUUCUGUGUUUAUGUGUGUGUGUGUCUUCUCCCUGCUUCCGUUCCAUCUGCCCUCACCUCUUCCCUCUCUCCUCCCCUGCUCUCUCCUGGGAUCUAUAGGCGUGCAGGGUCUCGUUGCCCUCGAGGGGCAUCCCUGCUGGGUCCUGGACCCAGAGUGGAGCCUCCUGGCUUCCCUCUCAGCUGUGCCUUAAGGAGCCUCUGUCCAGGCCUCCCCAGGCUGCCGGACUCCAGGGCAUCCUCGCCCUCUCUGAGUGUCAGGCAGACCCUCCAGCCUCCCCACCGGCCCCCGAGCAGAGGAGCCACAGGUGGUCCGCCCCACUCACCU
This is a messenger RNA of Mustela erminea (ermine), 3165 nucleotides long. It is a transcript of the gene SLC27A1, whose product is annotated as solute carrier family 27 member 1. Gene Ontology annotation, biological process: phosphatidylinositol biosynthetic process; positive regulation of heat generation; phosphatidylserine biosynthetic process. The transcript is spliced from 14 exons. The record is from RefSeq and is a predicted model, not a curated record. Gene Ontology annotation, molecular function: long-chain fatty acid transmembrane transporter activity; fatty acid transmembrane transporter activity; long-chain fatty acid-CoA ligase activity. Lineage: Eukaryota; Metazoa; Chordata; Mammalia; Carnivora; Mustelidae. Gene Ontology annotation, cellular component: plasma membrane; mitochondrial inner membrane. The coding region runs from base 607 to 2628 and encodes 673 amino acids.